CGCCCCGCAGUGGACAACGCGGUGACAGAACCAAACACACUCCACUGGAGCAGCGGCAGCAGUAGUGACAGUUGAGGCAGAACUGCAGGAGCUGCAGAGAAGUGAACGUGUGUGAGGGAAGGAGGGAAGCUAAACUACAGAAAAGACGGAGGAAAGAACAGGAUUAUGUUUGUUAAAAUGUUUGACAGUUGAACUUAAAAGUUGUAUAAGCUGAGAACAGCCGACACGGAAGAUUUAAUGGAAGUGUAAAGAGAGACGGAGCGGGUAUUGCAGCGUGGGUUUGUCGUGAAGAACAUCUUGUUUGAGGGAAGAAGACCGGAAAAGGUCCCAGGUCCUGGGAUGACAUCCUUUUGCCUUUGCCUCGUCUGCCCUUGUACUCUAGGAGGAGUACACUGGACAAUACUCUGAGACUGUGUAGUUUGUCUGACACCAUUGAGCUGUCAUGGCUCUGGUCCAGGCACUACCUUUGACCGUGACUGACCACCCCAGCCCUGGUGUUGAAGUCCAGCAGUGCCGGCCACGGCUCACCCACUCCCCUUCAGGCCCCUCCUCUGCCCCCUGUGUGCCCUGCACCUCUGGCACAGCCAUGGGUUCCGUCAGCAGUCUAAUAUCAGGCCGGACCUACCACGAGAAGCACUGCAGAGCUGCCAGUGAAUUCAUCACCAAACCCCGGCGCUCCACGCCAGCUACCAGCUGCUUCCGCCUUCAGGAUAACACCCUGCGCAGUGGGAGCUCUUUGGAGCAGCUGCUGAUUAUCAGCAACCCAACACAACCUCAGGCUCAGGUUCUGCCUCCACCGCUGCCCACCAAAAAACAGCCUCAGUCCACUAAAGUUGUCGGAGCAGUAGGGGGCAGCACCAAAGGGAACUUUGGGUAUGUGAACGACAAGGCGGUUGUCGGGGAUUGGAACGACAACUCAGUUGUUGCAGCAACUAUAAGUCCAUGCAGUGACUCUGAGGACCAAAGGGACAAUAAGACUCUGAACGGCAACAUUGGAGGACCCCCACCCAAACUCAUCCCUGUGUCUGGACAGUUGGAGAAGAACAUGGAGAAAGUACUGAUCCGGCCUACAGCAUUCAAACCCGUUGUUCCCAAGAAUCGUCACUCUGUGCAGUACCUUCCCUCACGACCAGGGGGCGGCACUAUUUCAGAGAGCCAAGCAAGUCUCAACCUGCUGCUACCACUUGGGGAGGCUAACGCUGCCAGCAGCACGAACGUUAAUGGCGGUUACAGUUCUGAAGGAAAACACAGUUCCUACGGUGGUGGUCGGAACCCCCAGAGCAGCCAGUCCUGCUCCAUGUCCGACUCAGGGAGGAACUCCCUCUCAAGCCUCCCUACUCACAGCAGCACCGGCUUCAGUUUGGCUCCCAGCGAGGGCUCCAGCUCCGGGUCGGGGUCUGGAGGUCAAAUGGAGCCGGUCACUGGCCUGAACCGUAACGUUUCAGGUGGAAACGGUAGCCAUGGUCAUUCAAACUCGGACAGUGGACGUUCCUCAUCCAGCAAGAGCACAGGCUCAGGGUCAUUAAGUGGGCGCGGGCAGCCCUUGUCAGACAGUGGGUCUUGUGGUCACUCCCCACCACCGGUGGAGGGCUAUGAGGUAGUGGUGAGGGAGCUGGAGGAGAAGCUGAGGGAACGAGAUCUGGAGCUCCAGCAGCUGCGGGAAAAUCUGGAUGAGAAUGAAGCAGCCAUCUGCCAGGUGUACGAGGAGAAGCAGCGUCGCUGUGAAAGAGAGAUGGAGGAGCUGAGACAGAGCUGUGCCACCAAGAUGAAGCAAACCUCACAGAAGGCCCAGAGGGCUCAGCAGGUGCUUCAGCUACAGGUGUUCCAGCUGCAGCAGGAGAAGAAGAAGCUGCAGGAGGACUACUCCUCUCUGCUCCAAGACAGAGAGACACUGGAAAGGAGGUGUGCCACUAUUCAGAGGGAGCAAACCCAGCUCGGGCCACGUCUGGAGGAGACAAAGUGGGAGGUAUGUCAGAAGUCGGGGGAAAUCUCUCUCCUCAAACAGCAGUUGAAGGAGAUCCAAUCAGAGCUGAGUCAGAAGGCUGGAGAUAUCGUUGUUCUGAAGGCUCAGCUCAGAGAAGCCCGGUCUGAGCUGCAGGCCAGCCAGGCUCGAUCUCAGGAGGCCCAGACAUGUUUGCGAACGCGCUCCCUUGAACUGGAAGUCUGUGAAAAUGAACUCCAGAGGCGCAAGAGUGAAGCUGAGCUCCUGCGGGAGAAGGUGGGCCGUUUGGAGGAGGAGUCAGUUCGACUCAGGGACACUGCAUCCAAUCAAAGUGGACACUCUCUGCCCGGGAACGCAUUUGUGAAAGGACAUUGCAUGAACCCGACUCUCCCUCACGUUAGAGGAGUAGCAGGAAGGGGCGGUCCUAGUCCCUCUGUGUACCGCGAUGCGGAGGAGCAGUACGUGAUGUGGGGAGGAGAGAGUGACGAAGCCAAAGCUCAGAGGCAGAACACAGAAACAGUUCUGUCACUCAGGCAGCAGGUGGAUAGACUGAAGGCUGAACUCAUGUAUGAGAGGAGAACCAGUGAGGAGCACCUUUCCCGGUUUGAGGACGAGAGGAGGGUGUGGCAGGAAGAAAAGGAGAAGGUGAUCCGAUACCAGAAACAGCUGCAGCAGAACUACAUCCAGAUGUACCGCAGGAACCGGGAUCUUGAGCGGGUGAUGAGAGAGCUGAGUCUGGAGCUGGAGAACCGGGACAUUGAAGACUAUGAGGUUCACAGUGGCAGCAACGACAUUCACUUUGAGGAAAUCACCGCCACUGAGAUUUAGACCCACGCUCACAGUUAAUAUUUGCACGUAAAGACACACGCACGGGAGCAGAAAUCACCAAAAAAAAAAAAUCUGACUUUGACACAGGAUUCUGUAACAUGGCUUUACCCGGACCGCUGAGUCAGCAUCCAGCACUCAUCACUGUCUAAACGGCGAUCACUGAAAGGGUGACUUAACUGGGUUUAUCCCCUUCUACACAGCCAGCACAAAGAGUUCUUUUGUUCCUCUGCAGGUACACAAGCAGAGGAUACUUUUAAAGAACGCACACAAAUCAGGGUACAGAACUUCAAAGGGAAGUUAAAGCAAAAAAUAAAAAAAUAAAUAAAAAUGUCACACAAGCAGCACUCUGGUGCAGUACACACAUGGUGAGACACCGGGCCACCAGCAUGCAUGUUAUAGCAUCAUCACAUAGGAUUAGAAAUGUCAAGGCUAACAGCUGUCUGUAGAAGCUAGAGUUUGGAACAUCGAAAUCCUUCAUUGAAACAACAAAAAUAUUGUUGGAUGAUUCAGGAUGUUCAAGCUGUGGUCUGUGGUCCUUACUAAGUACUCCAGUGCACAGCUGAUUCAGGCUGGAUUUUGUUGGACUGAAAUGUUGGACUCUUUCCUUUACUGACGACUCGUUGUGUUAAAGUUAAGCUCAUUGAUAACAUUAACAACUUCCUGCGAUUCUAAAAGUAACUCUGAAAGGAAACAUCACGUGAAUGUUUUACAGAAGGGCUGUUUUAUUAUAAAUUCACUUUUACAAAAACAAAUUCAACCUCUCCACAGAUUGGGCCUCUCUGAGUGUGCUUCUGGGCCACAUCUGGCCCCCAGGCCACUAUUUAAUUAGCAGGUUCUAUAGUGUUCAAUUGGCUGCUUUUUUUUUUUGAGUAUUAAGUAAUAAUUAUUGCGACUGUUACUACUUCACAGACAUGCUGUGUGAAGUGUCAUCAAAAUCAGCUCUUUAAAGAAGAGCUGUUAUUUAGAUUUUUUACACUUUUUCGCCAACAUUUUUGGUGUUAAAAUCCACAACUCAACUAGCCAGGUUUUCCAUUCUCUUCUGGUUUACAUUGACAUUUCAUAAAGGAAUGAUGCAACUUAUUUUAAGGAAAGGCUUCGUGUGAAAGCUGCUGGUGUUUUCUAGACCACCAACGGGGGCUUCCUGCUGCCCUCACCCAAUGUGUGGACUCUGUCAUAAACAUUUACGUUUCAGGAAGCAGGCAUCGGCACCGGGAAGCUGUAAAAAUUCUCUUUUGUCUUCUGUCUUCCUCCACUUCCACCUGUGUCUCUUCGUUUAAUUACUGAAAAGAACCUCAGUGAUCCACAUCAGGAAACUGAAAAAUAGAGCAUAUUGUUUGAUCUGUCGAUCACAUCAGUGAUUCAGAUUCAGCCUGUUCACAGUUUACACUACACUACUCUUCGUUUGGCUUCUAGCAGCCGUACAACACCAGUUAUCUCCGUCUUCCUCGUCUGCCCUCGACGAUAAUCUUCUGUGAUUGAUACACAGGUGGAGAGAGGGAGAGGAGAGAGGAGAGAGUGGCAUGUCUGCAUGACUCCGUUAGAUCGCAUUUCAGCCAGAAGCUCAGAUCACAUUGUGAUGAAAAUCUGCAGAUGCAGUAGCUCCAGCACUGAAUGUCCUCGAGGUAGGUCGGCCGUUAGAGACCUAAAUAUAACCUGAUGAGGAGGAUGUGGGUCCCUUUGUUUUCUCACAGCCGCAGUGGGGGAAAAAAAAAAAAGUGUGGAGGGCCAGUGGAUUGAAAACCUUUAUUUUAUUGUAAGAGUCGCAGAAUUAUAGUUAAAUGGAAAAAUCUAUAAAUUGAAGGAGAUAUUGUAUAUUUUUAUAAAUAUAUAUAUAUAAAUAUAUAUAGUAACUGGAGAUAUUUUGUCGUAGUACUGGUUUAAGUGUGGGUUUAAUAUGCAAAGUAUAAAGACAUAUAUAUGAAUCUAUAUCACAUGCAGAUAUUUUAGCAGCAGAGACAGAGUGCACCUACAGUAAUACUGUCACGCAUGAAAAUCUGUUUACAUGAUUUAAUCUGUGGGACGCAAACACAGACUGUCUGAAGACCACAGUUUGCAGAUGGUGACUUUGGUUUUUGGCUUAGUUUUUAUAGGAUUUUCUUCUUUUUUUUUUCUUUACUCGUCACACAAAUCCAUGUCUUCACGGGUGCACAUUAUAUCGUCAUAAAUGCAUGAGACUAGACAUCGUGGAGGUUCAAGAUUAGACCAUUAAAGUGUUACGUCUGCUGUGCUGGGAAACUCAAUCAAACUCCUUUUAAACAGGGUUUGAACAGCUUGUUUUUGCAUGACGCUAUGGUUUAGGUGUUAUUUUACAAUAUUAAAAGUCUGCACUGUUCAUACAACUGUCACCAAGUCAUAGGGGGUGACUUUGAUCGGUUUAAUUAGGUUUUGUUUUACUGUUUUAUCUUUGUCAACACUUCAUUUCUACCCACCGUAGCUGCAGCAGUGGAACAGGUUGUAAGAAAAGUUCUGCUGUUUUCAACAGGAUGUGCCAUCGUUUGAGAAAAUACUGUUAGUAGGAAAAUGGGAAAUAUAGGUCACAUUUUUUUUAUUAUUAAGUUAUCCUAUUGUUUGUGAGCACACCCUCAAUAAUACUAGCCUAACAUCAAGUGGUAGACUAUUGGAUUUUGCCUUUCGCCUCCUAUAUCGUAAGUGCUCAAAAUGUUGUUACAAGUGCAAUGCAACAUGGAUUAGUUCCUCUGUUUACACCAUUGUAGGCUGCAGCGUGAAACAUGAACCAACAUUUUGACAACUUAACAUAUUGGCUUGUAAUACAGUCUUGUUCUGUGUAUUUCUCACUGAUUGGUCCUAAUGGCAACUGGAGCCCGUUCUCUACCAUCAUUAGGACUGUAAUACUAUACACCUACAGUAGUUUCUAGUAAGAAAGUGGUUAAUAUAACAGGCGUAGCAUUUGUAAUGAUAUUUUGAGCUUCCUUUAAAAAAAA
This is a messenger RNA of Cynoglossus semilaevis (tongue sole), 5712 nucleotides long. Its product is annotated as leucine zipper putative tumor suppressor 2 homolog. Gene Ontology annotation, biological process: cell division; negative regulation of canonical Wnt signaling pathway. Lineage: Eukaryota; Metazoa; Chordata; Actinopteri; Pleuronectiformes; Cynoglossidae. The record is from RefSeq and is a predicted model, not a curated record. The transcript is spliced from 9 exons. The coding region runs from base 443 to 2770 and encodes 775 amino acids.